GGGGGAGGACCACUGAUGAGAGAGCAGGCGAAAGAAGGGGAAUACUUUGAAAGGCACUGAAGGAUUACCGCAUUUAUCUGUCGGAUACCGAGACAGUUUUUACGAUUUCUUAGUUUGCUGCACCUGGUGGCCUACUGAGUUCUGUUUCUGGUCUCCAGCAGUGAUGUCACAGCGGAGCGGGCAGGAGGACCCGGAGCGGUACCUCUUUGUGGACCGUGCUGUGGUCUACAACCCGGCCACGCAGGCGGAUUGGACUGCCAAGAAGCUUGUAUGGAUACCCUCAGAGCGCCAUGGCUUUGAGGCUGCCAGCAUUCGUGAGGAGCGUGGAGAUGAGGUGAUAGUGGAGCUGGCGGAGAAUGGGAAGAAGGCAGCAGUCAACAAGGAUGACAUUCAGAAAAUGAACCCACCCAAGUUCAGCAAGGUGGAGGAUAUGGCAGAGCUCACCUGCCUGAACGAGGCCUCUGUGCUGCACAACCUCAAGGACCGCUACUACUCUGGCCUUAUCUAUACAUACUCUGGUCUCUUCUGUGUGGUCAUAAAUCCUUACAAAAACCUGCCCAUUUAUUCCGAGAAUAUCAUCGAGAUGUACAGGGGCAAAAAGAGGCACGAAAUGCCCCCUCACAUCUAUGCCAUCUCAGAGUCUGCUUACAGAUGCAUGCUACAAGAUCGAGAGGACCAAUCAAUUCUUUGCACAGGUGAGUCUGGAGCUGGAAAGACAGAAAACACCAAAAAGGUCAUCCAGUAUCUUGCACAUGUUGCCUCAUCCCACAAAGGAAGGAAAGAGCAGUGCAUUCCUCCAGAGUCGCCUAAACCAGUGAAACUACAGGGCCAAAAUGCAGUUAGUGGAUCCCUGUACUAUGGCGAAUUGGAGCGUCAGCUUUUACAAGCCAACCCCAUCCUCGAAUCGUUUGGGAAUGCUAAAACGGUGAAAAAUGACAACUCCUCACGUUUUGGAAAAUUCAUUCGGAUCAAUUUUGACGUCACAGGAUACAUUGUUGGGGCCAACAUUGAAACCUAUUUACUGGAGAAGUCAAGAGCCAUUCGCCAAGCCAAAGAUGAGCGCACCUUCCAUAUCUUCUACCAGCUGCUGGCAGGGGCAGGAGAGCAUCUCAGAUCGGACCUUCUUUUGGAGGGCUUCAACAACUACCGAUUCCUGUCCAACGGUAACAUCCCCAUUCCUGGCCAACAGGACAAAGACAACUUCCAGGAGACCAUGGAAGCCAUGCACAUCAUGAGUUUCUCCCACGAUGAAAUUCUGGCCAUGUUGAAAGUUGUGUCUGCAGUGCUUCAGUUUGGCAACAUAGUCUUCAAAAAGGAGAGAAACACAGAUCAGGCCUCUAUGCCUGAAAACACAGCUGCCCAGAAGUUGUGCCAUCUACUGGGGAUGAAUGUGAUGGAGUUUACUAGAGCCAUCCUCUCUCCCAGGAUCAAAGUGGGAAGGGACUAUGUCCAGAAAGCCCAGACCAAAGAGCAGGCUGACUUUGCUGUGGAGGCCCUGGCUAAAGCCACAUAUGAGCGUCUGUUCCGUUGGCUGGUCCACCGCAUCAACAAGGCCCUGGACAGGACGAAACGACAAGGGGCCUCCUUCAUUGGCAUCCUGGACAUUGCUGGCUUUGAGAUUUUCCAGUUGAACUCCUUUGAGCAGCUGUGCAUCAACUACACCAAUGAGAAGCUGCAGCAGCUCUUCAACCACACCAUGUUCAUCCUGGAGCAGGAGGAGUACCAGAGAGAAGGCAUCGAGUGGAACUUCAUCGACUUUGGCCUGGACCUGCAGCCCUGCAUUGACCUCAUUGAGAGACCGGCCAACCCACCAGGGGUCCUAGCUCUUCUGGAUGAAGAGUGUUGGUUCCCCAAGGCCACAGACAAGACCUUUGUAGACAAGCUUAUCCAAGAACAAGGAACGCACACCAAAUUCCAGAAGCCCCGUCAGCUCAAAGACAAGGCUGACUUUUGUAUUAUUCACUACGCCGGCAGGGUGGACUACAAGGCAGAUGAGUGGCUGAUGAAAAACAUGGAUCCUCUGAAUGACAACGUGGCCACACUUUUGCAUCAGUCCACUGACAAGUUUGUUGCUGAACUUUGGAAAGAUGUUGACCGCAUUGUAGGCUUGGACCAGGUGGCAGGAAUGAAUGAAACGGCAUUCGGCGCAACCUACAAAACCAAGAAGGGCAUGUUCCGCACAGUGGGCCAACUUUACAAGGAGUCCCUCACCAAACUUAUGGCCACACUCCGCAACACUAAUCCUAACUUUGUACGCUGCAUCAUCCCCAACCACGAAAAGAGAGCUGGUAAGCUGGAGCCCCACCUAGUUUUGGACCAACUGAGGUGUAAUGGAGUUCUAGAGGGGAUCCGUAUCUGUAGACAGGGCUUCCCCAAUCGCAUAGUCUUCCAGGAGUUCAGACAGAGGUAUGAGAUCCUGACACCCAACGCCAUCCCUAAGGGAUUCAUGGAUGGGAAACAAGCCUGUGAGAGAAUGAUCCGAGCACUGGAGCUGGACCCCAACCUUUUCCGUAUUGGUCAGAGUAAGAUAUUCUUCAGAACUGGUGUCCUCGCCCAUCUGGAGGAGGAGAGAGACCUGAAGAUCACUGAUAUAAUCAUCUACUUUCAGUCUGUCUGUCGUGGAUACUUGUCACGCAAAGCCUUUGCCAAGAAGCAGCAGCAGCUGAGUGCCCUGAAGGUCCUACAGAGGAACUGCUCUGCCUACCUGAAGCUGCGACACUGGCAGUGGUGGAGGCUCUUUACCAAGGUGAAGCCCCUGCUCCAGGUGACCAGGCAGGAGGAGGAGAUGCAGGCAAAAGAUGAAGAACUGAUCAAAGUGAAGGAGAAACAGAUGAAGGUGGAGAACGAGCUGGUGGAAAUGGAGAGAAAACACCAGCAGCUCAUAGAGGAGAAGAACAUCCUAGCUGAGCAGCUCCAGGCUGAGACAGAGCUGUUUGCUGAGGCUGAGGAGAUGAGAGCCCGCCUGGCUGCCAAGAAACAGGAGCUCGAGGAGAUCCUCCAUGACCUGGAGUCCAGGGUAGAAGAGGAAGAGGAGAGGAACCAGAGCUUGCAGAAUGAGAAGAAGAAGAUGCAGUCGCACAUUCAGGACCUGGAGGAGCAGCUUGAUGAGGAGGAAGCUGCACGACAGAAGCUACAGCUGGAGAAGGUGACUGCCGAGGCCAAGAUCAAGAAAAUGGAGGAAGAUAUUCUGCUGUUGGAGGACCAGAACUCCAAGUUUCUUAAGGAGAAGAAGCUUCUUGAGGACAGGAUCAGUGAGAUGACCUCCCAACUGACAGAGGAGGAGGAGAAGGCCAAGAAUCUUGGCAAGGUCAAAAACAAGCAAGAGGUGAUGAUGGUUGACCUGGAAGAGCGUCUAAAGAAGGAGGAGAAGACCCGCCAGGAGCUAGAGAAGGCCAAGCGUAAGCUCGAUGCUGAGAACACAGAUCUACAAGACCAAAUUGCUGAGCUCCAGGCCCAGAUAGAGGAACUAAAAGUCCAACUGGCCAAGAAGGAGGAGGAACUACAGGCUGCUCUGGCCAGGGGUGACGAGGAGUCUGCCCAAAAGAACAAUGCCCUGAAGCACGUUCGGGAACUCCAGGCCCAGUUGGCUGAACUUAAAGAGGACCUGGAAUCAGAAAGGGUUUGCAGGACUAAAGCUGAGAAACUCAAGAGAGACCUGAGUGAGGAGCUGGAGGCUCUGAAGACCGAGUUGGAGGAUACGCUGGAUACUACUGCAGCCCAGCAAGAACUCAGGACCAAGCGAGAGCAGGAGGUAGCAGAGCUGAAGAAGGCCAUAGAUGAGGAGACAAAGAACCAUGAAGCCCAGAUCCAGGAUAUGAGACAGAGGCAUGCCAUCGCACUUGAAGAGUUGUCUGAGCAGCUUGAACAGGCUAAGAGGUUCAAGUCCAACCUGGAGAAGAACAAGCAGAGUCUGGAGAAUGAUAACAAGGAGCUGACCAAUGAGGUGAAGGGCCUGCAGCAGGCCAAGGCAGAGUCAGAGCACAAGAGGAAGAAACUGGAGGCCCAGCUGCAGGAGUUCAUGGCCAGGGCUACUGAGGGAGAGAGGGCCAAGGGAGAGCUGGCUGAACGCUCACACAAACUACAGACGGAGCUGGACAAUGUGUCUGCCUUGUUGGAGGAGGCAGAGAAGAAGGGCAUCAAGCUGGCCAAGGAUGCUGGGAGCCUGGAAAGCCAGCUGCAGGAUACACAUGAGUUACUCCAGGAGGAGACGCGUCAAAAGCUGAACCUGAGCAGCCGCAUCCGCCAGCUGGAGGAGGAGAAGAACACCCUGCUGGAGCAGCAGGAGGAGGAUGAGGAGGCGCGACACAACCUGGAGAAACAGCUGCAGACCCUGCAGGCUCAGCUGUUUGAGACAAAGAAGAAGUUGGAGGAGGAUGUGGGGGUGAUGGAGGGCCUGGAGGAAACAAAGAGAAAGCUCCAGAAGGACAUGGAACUGACCAGCCAGCGCCUGGAGGAGAAGGCCAUGGCUAUGGACAAGAUGGAAAAGACCAAGAACCGCCUGCAGCAGGAGUUGGAUGACCUCAUGGUGGACCUGGACCACCAGAGACAGAUCGUCUCCAACCUGGAGAAGAAGCAAAAGAAGUUUGAUCAGAUGCUAGCUGAGGAGAAGAUGGUCUCGGCACGCUACGCAGAGGAGCGUGACCGUGCGGAGGCUGAGGCCAGGGAGAAGGAGACCAAGGCUCUGUCCAUGGCCAGAGCUCUGGAGGAGGCCCUGGAAGCCAAGGACGAGCUGGAGAGAUUUAACAAACAGCUGCGCACUGAAAUGGAGGACCUGAUGAGUUCUAAGGAUGACGUCGGCAAGAACGUCCAUGAGCUUGAGAAGUCCAAGCGCACGCUGGAGCAGCAGGUGGAGGAGAUGAGAACCCAACUGGAGGAGCUGGAGGAUGAACUGCAGGGGACAGAGGAUGCCAAGCUGCGUCUUGAGGUCAACAUGCAGGCCAUGAAGGCUCAGUUUGAAAGAGAUCUUCAGACCAGGGAUGAGCAGGGGGAGGAGAAGAAGAGGGCAUUGGUGAAACAGGUGCGAGAGAUGGAGGUCGAGCUGGAGGAUGAGAGGAAACAGCGGGCACUGGCUGUGGCUGCAAAGAAGAAGCUGGAGAUGGACCUGAACGAGCUGGAGGGACAGAUAGAGGCGGCUAACAAAGGCAGGGAUGAGGCCAUCAAACAGCUCAGGAAACUCCAGGCCCAGAUGAAGGAUUACCAGAGGGAACUUGAGGAGGCCAGAGCUUCCAGAGAUGAGAUCUUUACUCAGUCCAAGGAAAAUGAGAAGAAACUCAAGAGCUUGGAGGCCGAAAUCUUACAGCUACAAGAGGACCAUGCAGCCUCAGAGAGGGCCCGUCGACAUGCAGAACAGGAGAGGGAUGAGCUCGCUGACGAGAUCUCCAACAGUGCAUCUGGAAAGUCAGCACUUUUGGACGAGAAGAGGAGGCUGGAAGCUCGUAUUGCCCAGCUGGAGGAGGAACUGGAGGAGGAACAAAGUAACAUGGAGUUGCUUAAUGAUCGCUUUAGAAAGACUUCCAUGCAGGUGGACACCCUGAACACAGAGCUGGCCGGGGAGCGCAGUGUGGCUCAGAAGAGUGAGAACGCAAGGCAACAAAUGGAACGUCAGAACAAGGACCUGAAGGCCAAGCUAGGAGAACUGGAAGGAGCUGUCAAGUCAAAGUUCAAGGCCUCUAUCGCUGCCCUGGAGGCCAAGAUUUUGCAAUUGGAGGAACAGCUGGAGCAGGAGGCUAAGGAGAGAGGCGCAGCCAAUAAGAUCGUCCGCAGAACAGAAAAGAAACUGAAGGAGGUGGUGAUGCAAGUCGAGGAUGAGCGUCGCCAUGCUGACCAGUACAAGGAGCAGCUAGAGAAGGCCAACUCCCGUAUGAAGCAGCUGAAGCGCCAGCUGGAGGAGGCAGAGGAGGAGUCCACCAGGGCCAACGCCUCCCGCAGGAAGCUGCAGAGGGAAUUGGAUGACGCCACAGAGGCCAGCGAGGGCCUUACCCGGGAGGUCAACUCCCUCAAGAACCGACUCAGGCGUGGAGGCCCUGUUAGCAGCUUCUCAUCCGGCCGCUCAGGCCGCCGGAACCUCAAUCUCGACGGUGCCUCUGUGGACCUAUCAGAUGAAGACGCUGACAGCCGCGCCGGCGACCUCAACGAGACACAAGCCUCCAACAUCGAGUAGACACAGAAAUCCUCCCCCUCCCCCACGCCGCCAAAACAACUACCUACCUGUCCUGCUAAGGCCAGGGCCGACCUUCACCAAGGAACCUCACCAUCAAGAUCACUUUAGUCCCGUUCGAAAACCGCUGGACUCAAGAUGUCCGAAGAGGUGGUGGUUUCUUUUGGUGAGCCAGGUUAGGCCUGGCCGGCAGCAUGCCAGACUUCUGCCUCCUUUCCUUUAUAGUCCUGACUGUCAGCUCUGCAGGGAAAAACCUCCACCCAUAUCCUGAAUAGGCUCUCCAUUCCUGGGGAACCAAGAGGGACAAAACGGACAGCUCUUCCUCAUCAUUUUACUCUGCUACUCUGGCAAGCUGCUAGUCCUGGCUCGUCCUCUGGCCAUGUAUCUUUUCGUCAUAUUGUCCCACCCCACCACCAUUUUCCCAUAGGCUUAAAAUUAUGUGCUCAGCUUAAUGAGAACGUAUGCGUAGGUACAAAGUGCUUUUUAUACAUAUGACCUGUGCGUGCAUGUGUGUGUGUGUGUGUGUGUAUGCGUGUGUGUGUGUUUAUAAUGGAAGUGGAGGUCGGCGGAGAGUACAGUUGAAGUAUGUAAUGUUAUGUGAACGCACUCCCUUCUGGAAACGCAGGAUUAAAAGGAAACGUCAACUCUGUAGUUGUCAUAGUUCUUCACACUAAACAGUGUUACGUGAAAGCCUGGGAUUCCCCAGCCCAACUCAGUAUCCCUAUUGCUUACAACAGGUCUGAAGGUCGAACAGCUCCACCGGCCAGGUUUAGGCUGAUAGACCGCUGUGCUGCUUUUUUUUUCUUGAACAAGUCUGUACCAUUUGCUCUGGUCUUACACUACAACAUUACUGGAAACAACUAAUAUCUCUGGACAUGUGAUAGAGAUAAGAAAACAGACUGGAGAGACUGCUGAUUUAUCUCACUCCAUCUCAGAAAGGCUAGCUAGUUGUUGCAAGGCAUCUCAUCGGUUAUUAUGUUCACCUGUUUUGUGUGUUUUUUUUUAUGUUUUACAAGCGUUGAUUGAUGAGAUGUGUGGUCAUUGCAUAGAUAUUCAUAGACGAGCACAUCAUCCAAGGAUUGCUCAUGAAAUGCACGGAACUGCACAUUAGAGACGACACCCAUGAAACUGGAAAGAACACACUCGUACGGCAAAGCGUUUGCGUAACCUUUGGCCUUUUUUUUGUAUGUGACACUAAAUGAUUGCGGCUUAGAUAAGAUGUGUAGUUUGACUAGCUAUGGUGAACGCAUGUCAUCUUCUCACUACAUUUAAGUGAUUGUGCCAUGAUUGCAGAUGAACCCUGACUCGUAGACCAGCCCACUAACCCAACCAAGCACUUGGUAUUCUAAGGCGGCUGCCAUGUUUUCUUAAAAAAUUUUAAAAUUGACUUUUUCCUACCCUCAAAUUUUCUUGAAUCUUUUUUUUUCUUCCCCUUUGUAGUUCUGUAUCAGCAGGGAGAAAAAGGAGGCUUGUUUUCAGACAGCUUGAAUACUUGGAUGUACUGCAAAUAGCUUUGUCCAGGGCAGGCGUCACAGCCAAUCUCCCAAGCCACUGCAGUAUUUCUGUCAAUGUGAAUACCAUACAUGCCAGGGCACCCUAACAAUACAGUUUUUAAUUUUCCAUCCAUUAUCCAAACCGCUUAUCCUUACCCAGGGUCACGGGGAUGCUGGAGCCUAUCCCAGCUACUGUUUAUGGAGGAAUUCUUUUGACCGCAAACCCCACCACCACCAGAUAACACUUAAAGGUAUGUUUCUUUUUAAGUGCCUUAGACACUUUGGAGGGUAAGCAGAAGACACAAGGAUUUAACUUGCGACAAACAUGUGGUCUACAAUACACUUAAGACAUGUUUCCAACUCUACCAGACCAAAACAUGUGAAUGGGGGGGGGGGGGAAACAAAAACACUGCUUAAUUUUGUUAACACAUUUUCUUUGCCGUGUGUCUUCAUAUCAUAUCCAGUACAUACCUCGCUCCUGUUCAAAGUAAUCACCUAGCUAAUGUUGGGUCAUAAAAAAAAAUAUUAUAUGAUUAACUGCAUGGGAUGAGAGCUCUCUCCUUCUCGCGCAGUUCAUUUUCCAGAAAAGCAUAUCACACUAAGGUCAUCUGUCCUCCAGUUAGUUUGACUAAACGGCAUCUGGAAGCUCUUGGUACCAAAACGCUUUAGGGGGGAACUGUGUCUGCAUGGGAUUUCAUUUUGGUUAAAAGCUUUAACACUCAUGAGGUAGUAAAUUUUUUUUCUUUUUUCGGCUGGCUGUUGACAACCAGGCAUUCCAACUGCAAAUCCUCCCCAACUUUAUUUCCUGUAUACCCGUAUUUCUAGACGGUGAUUUUUUGUUUUGUUUCAUUUGUUUUUGU
This is a messenger RNA of Lampris incognitus (smalleye Pacific opah), 8510 nucleotides long. Its product is annotated as myosin-10-like. Gene Ontology annotation, molecular function: cytoskeletal motor activity; ATP binding; actin filament binding. The transcript is spliced from 45 exons. NCBI's taxonomy places the organism in Eukaryota, Metazoa, Chordata, Actinopteri, Lampriformes, Lampridae. The coding region runs from base 164 to 6160 and encodes 1998 amino acids. Gene Ontology annotation, cellular component: myosin complex. The record is from RefSeq and is a predicted model, not a curated record.